Messenger RNA from Podarcis lilfordi (Lilford's wall lizard), 5581 nucleotides. Lineage: Eukaryota; Metazoa; Chordata; Lepidosauria; Squamata; Lacertidae. The record is from the annotation of a GenBank genome assembly.
AUGAUUUCAAGAACAGAAAAUGCUGGUUUUCUUCUUCCUGCUAUCACCACAUUGGCAAUAAGUAAGGAUAGGUUUUUAAUUUGCUGCACAUUUCCUUCCACAAAAGGUCAACAAGAAGAUGCGCUGUGUAAAAUACCUUUGACUUCUAGGACUCCUGGUCUCCUAUUCGUUCCCCGGAGGUGAGUGUUUUAACAAUUAUAUGGGAAUUUCCCAGAAAUCUUAAUAGGGGCUCAGCAUUGAUGUAAACAAAAGUACUUGUUAGAUUUCCAAGUGAUGGUAACCCAGCUAAGGCUGUUGGAAUAAAAAAUCAGGCAAUUGAAGCUGGUUCAUUAGAGUGAAUAGGAAACUGCCCUACCAACCUCAGUCUGCCCUGAACCACUCCUCAUAUUCAUAUUGACAACCAGUCAGGGAGUGGCACUGCCUGUCAUUGCCUCUGGAUCCACCUUCUGUUGGUCUCCCUGCCUUCUGUCUCACCAAAUUAACUGGACACUAACCACCUCUGAAAGCACAAAGGUUUAAAUUACCUGUGCUUCCUCACUGGAAUAAGCAAAAGUACAAGUAAAGUGAGAUUUCACAUUAAAAACAGUCUUCUUACAACUUUUGUCCCACCCUCUUUUUCUUCCUUUACUCUUCUUUCCAUACAGCAAGGGCCAGAUCCUGUCCCAAGGGUUGGCUGAGAGCGCUGGGCAACUGCUAUGCAUAUUUUGAUAGCCCAAAGUCAUGGUCUGAAGCUGAGGUAAGAAGUUGUUUCUCACCAACCAAGCUGUAGCAUAAGAUAUUGUUGUGGGUUGCACAUGAGAUCUUUUUGAGGAGGGCUAUGUAUGUGAGUUGGCCUGAGACAAUACCUGGCCAACAUUUCAGAUUGAGUUGGUCACCCAACAUGUUCAAGGGAUGUGUUUCCAUGGGAGCCAAGAAGGCUUAAUUAACAGUCAAGACUCCUCAAUGGUGGCAACUUAAAUAAAAUAAGGGGUGUGGAAGUGGCUGGUAAGCCCUGCUCUGCACAAUCAAUCACAAGACAUGGCACACACACCCCCACUGGAAUGGCAAUGCCCAUCGCCUUUGGGAACCCACCCCCUCAAAUAUUUUAUUUUAUUUUUUUAAAUAAUUUUCUUUAACAGGCCAAUCACAUCACAUUAUCCAAAUCACAUUAAUUCCAAAUUAUACAGCCAAAUUUUAAAUUUUGUUGGUGGUACCCAUACAUCCAGCUCCGAACGAGUCCAAACAUCACUUGUAUUGCUGCUUUAAUUAAACAGUUCUAUCCAGUUCAAUCCAGAUAGUCCUUUAUUACUUUCUUCAUCUUCUUGUUGUUAUCAUAUAUUCCUUUCUUUGCGAUCUCUGAUAAUCUUCACAAGCAGAUUAGAGACAGGCAUCCUCUGUGUGGGUUUUGUACUCUCCAAAGAUCAUAUCGCUCAGGGACAGCCGCCAUUCCAUGCUUCCAUAAAAAAUUAAUCUUUGGUCUGUCCUUUAAUUUUCUCAGGCUUGCCGAGUAUAUCAGGAGGGCUCUGUCAGGUUAAAAUCACAUUCCAACCAUACUUCUCAUUCCAAUGGUCCUGAUUCUCCUCCCCCUGUCUUUCUUUCUCAGGCAAGCCUGUCUUAGCGAGACGCCAUUUUAAGCUGCGUCAUAAAAUUUUCCUCCGUUCUCGUUGUUUACCAAUCAUCUCUUUAAUUAUAAUCCACUCCACAUGGUUCUUUAAUUCCUGCUUGUGGUUAGUAAAACGCAACGAUCUUAUUUCUUUCUGGGGUGGAGGGUUAUUAAUAUCACAUAAUGCAAAGAAAAGAAAAGUUUUUCCUCCACCCCCCCUUCAUUCCAAACAUACAGUCUCUUAAUGGUGGUUCCGAGCUAAAGCAAAUCAUGGAUUCCAAUGGUGGAUUCUGGGCUAAAGCAAACCAGCACACGCUGAUUGGAACCGGUGUCAGGAAGAGCCGACCUCAUAGAGGGCUCGUGCCAAGUGACCUGCACCCCCUUCUCUCGGAUCUGGGGGUGCAUUGUGGACACCGCUGGCAAGGCAGCCCCCCCAUCUCCUGGGGGGGGGGUAGGAAGACUGCAUACUUCCCAUAGCAGCCUCUUAAUUACCUCGUAUGGGUCAGAGAGAUGUUAUUGUCGGCCAUCUUCCACUGCGCCCGUGGUGGCCCCCCUCAAAUAUUUUAUUGGGGGGCUAAAGGGACCUUGGCCCAAAAAAGUUGGAUCCUGUGGUCAGGAGGGAUGGCCUGGCCAGAAUGUAUUCACUCACCAUUAUGAAGAAGCAAGUCAUCUCUCUUACUGAAAAGAAUAAUGGUCUGCAGUGCCAAAAUGGAAUGUGGUAGGUUUGUUUGUUUGGUGAUUAUCUGUGUUGCAGCAGAGGUCAAGCUAAUAUGAAUUCAACAUUCCAAAGGAAAUCCCUUCAGCUCAAAACUCUUUGCAUACAUUUAAAUGCCUAUUUUCCUUUUCUGAAACAAUCUAAACAUUCUGUAUGCAAAGGCUUCUGAAUUUGGAGUUGUGAGAAAACCAACUUUGGUCUCCCCCAAAGGACUUAUUUCGUGAACCCUCAGCCUGAUUUGUUUGCACAAAGCUUACACAGAAGUUAUGUGAUAUCCAUUCUUCAUUGAACACUCAGUCUGAUUUGCCUGAGGAGAGAUUAGUAUUCAUUCUUUCAUUCAUAAAUUUUACAAGAUUUAUACACCGUUUGGUUUUAUUAAAACCCAAAGUGAUUUACAAAAAAUAACAGUACAAAAACAAUGUCAGUAACAAACCACAUUCCAAAAUAUAGAAUAAAUUAAGAACUUUGACAUUACACAUGAUUGUUCACAGUUGGAUAACUCCAACUGGGUGGGAUAUCACUUUUGAAUUUUUAUUUUAGUAUGUUACUGAGCACAAUUCAAAGUUCCCCAAACAGCCUCAGUCCAGUAUACCUGAAGAAGCAUCUCCACCCCCAUCGUUCAGCCCCGAGGGUCUUCUGGCAGUUCCCUCACUGUGAGAAGUGAGGUUACAGGGAACCAGGCAGAGGGCCUUAUCAGUGGUGGCGCCCGUCCUAUGGAACACCCUCCCUUCAGAUAUCAAGGAAAUAAACAACUACCUGACUUUUAGAACAUAUCUGAAGGCAGCCCUGUUUAGGGAAAUUUCUAAUGUCUGAUGUUUUAUUGUCUUUUUAAUAUAUUUCAUAUUUCAUAUUUCAUAUUUCAUAUUUCAUAUUUCAUAUUUCAUAUUUCAUAUUUCAUAUUUCAUAUUUCAUAUUUUGUUGGAAGCCCCCCAGAGUGGCUUGGGAGGCCCGGCCAGAUGGGCGGGAUAUAAAUAUAUUAUUAUUAUUAUUAUUAUUAUUAUUAUUAUUAUUAUUAUUAAUACAUUGUGAACCACUUUGGGCACCAUUUUGUGGGAAAGUGACUUACAGUUAAGCGGAUGGUGAUAAUGGUAGCAGAAUUACUUUAGUGCCUUCUCUAUUCUCAGAUUGCAUGCCAGAGCCAUGGCCGUGGGACCCAUCUGGCUUCUGUACACACAGAGCGAGAGUCAGCCUUGGUGGCCAAUCACAUCUUCUCAAAGCAGAAGACAAAAGAUAAUGUCUGGAUUGGGCUCCAUGAUAGCAAUGAGGUGAGUUCCCUUCAAUUACUCUAUUCCAGGUCAUCGUCACAGCACAGUGGCACCUUAGCAAUGCCAUCCCAUCCUUAUCUCAAUCAUCUCCUAGGCUGUAUCCCAUAAUUAUUUCUCCACUAUUUUGCAUAGGGGCCAGGCAUGCUGGGUUCCACACCACAUUAGGGGUGCCCACACAUGCAACACGUUGCCGCUCCCUGCCAACCCCCCACAGAGAACAUUUUGUGGGUGCCUCAGCACCCAUGGCCCUGCAUAGAUGGUGCUUAUGGUAGGGGCUUCUUCUCUAAUGUCUCCAUCAUAGCUUGCAAGAGCUUCCUGCUGAGCAACCUCCUCUGAAGAUCCUUGCACUGAGCUACAAACCUCCUUGGUCAAAUGAGCUGUUCCUUCUCUUUCCUGCAGAAACGAGAUUGGAAGUGGCUUGAUGAUUCACUCUUUAAUUACAACAACUGGAACGGAGGGGAGCCAAACAACUAUAAAAAUAGCAAGGAGUAUUGUGUGGAGCUGCUGCAUAGGACAGGUAAGGAAUCUAUUUGCAUGCCUGAGAAAAAAGGCGUUUUCACCUUGAAUGCAACAUUACCCUCCAAUUCCUCUAAAUUUCCAACUUGUCUCAGGGUUGCAUCUCACUAAAUUGCACUGAAAAUACGGUACAUCUGUCAACCAUCACUAAUUAAAGUCUAUUGAUUUUAAGGGAUCCAAUUAUGAGUCAUAUUUAACCUUCAACCAGGUGUUCGCUUGUAGAAAUGUUUCCAAAUCAAUUACUCUGGCUAGCAGUGGUCCAUUCAUUCAGCAUUUAGUGUCACUGUCCAACAUACCAGGAGGCUUCAGCUGUAGCUCAUCUGCAUAGUUUAGUUGCAUGUGUUUUAUUGCAUGCAUACUCAUUUACAUAUUAUAUUCUGGAAACAGUGGUUUUUCAAGUGGGCCAUGUCAUAUUAUUUUCUACAGCAUUUCUCUAAGAAGUGGUUAAAGUCAGAUAAAGAAACAAAAGAAGGCGUCACUUUAAAAAAGACCUGAUUUCAGCUGCAAAUUUUGAAUCAGGAGCACACUUAUGAGGUUGAAGUCAGGCAACUGUUGGAUGGGCAAUCCACAUGGGGUUGGUCAGUUCUGGAUCAGUCCAUCCUGCCCAAUCUAGGGUUGCCAUACGUCCGGAUUUUCCAGACAUGUUUGGGAAUCAGGGCCUGAAAAUGGCAUCUGGGCAGCAAAGCAGCAAAAUGUCUGGGAAAACCUGGACAUAUGGCAACCAGGACUAUUUUCAAAGGAAAAUGUUUCAAACAUGCUUUAAAAGCUGGAAUUUUGGGGUGGGGGUGGAAGGGAGAUGUUUGGGGGAGCUCAAAAAAGAAAAAAGCUCAGGCCGGCCCUCACUUGUUCCUGGUGCACCUUGCAAUUUCAAUUUGAAGUGAGGCUGAAAGUUAACUGGGCAUGACCUGCGUGCGCAUUUGCCCAGAUGGAUGGCAUGUGCACAGAGCCAAGCACCCCGGGCUCAGUGCAAGUCAGGAGGAAGCCCAGUUGGUGAGUGUCCCAAAGCCACUUACCUUGAAUAGGGGCCUGAAUAGGAUUCGGGGAGGGAGGCGGUGCAACGCCCAAGCAAAAAGAAAAGAAAAGAGCUCAACAAGUUUGUCCAGAUUUUUAGUAUCUGAAAUAUAUCCUAGUCAAAUCCAAUUCCUAACCCGUACUCCAAACCACAUCCAUUUGGUUAUGUAAUAAUGGGCAAGAAAUAGUAACUUUUGUCAUGUCUUGAAUUUUAGGUUUUCGAAAGUGGAAUGAUAAACCUUGUAACCUUUUGUGUACCUAUAUCUGCAAACAAGAGCUUUAAAGGAGACCACAGCUCCCAACUCUGCCUGCUUAGUGGAUGUGUCUCUGAUCUCAUUCCUUCCUCUCCCAUCCCUCAAAGGGGGAAAAACAGCUCUUCUUCAUUUUCAAAAUAACCUCCUCUAUAGAGCUACCUCUUUGGUCUUCCCAUUCACUUGGAAGUUUCCUUGUUACUUCUGCAAAAUGUAAUCCUAAUAAACUCGCUUAUGUGUA